CUAAGAAUUCAAAGGAAGCCAGUUAUUUUGAGAUGUGAUUCUAUCCACAGGUUCUUGAGGGGUCUUUGGUCUAGUUAAGAACUCCUGCGCAGUUUCUCCAUAACACAGGCUUCCCUUGCACUCUGCUUCCCUCUCCAAAGAAUAGCUUUUCUGUGUUCAUAUUUCAGCUAAUCUACCUUGCCCAUCUCCUGACUCACCUUGUUCAUGAUUUAUUCUCUCUGAUAUGACCUUAGGCAGGUUACUCUGCGCUUCGGUUUAUUGUUAUUACUGCUGUGCUUGUCUGAGCCAAUACUAGCUUUGCCAGUGACUCACCGUCAAUGCUGGUGACUGGAGCUGCAGUGAAGCGAACUGGGGGGAGCUAUUCAGAGGCCAGGAGUGAAAGAGUGAGUCAGGCCUCUGGGUGGUGUCCUGAGCUUGGCACACAGUAGGGACUCAAUAAAUAAUUGCUGGAUGAAUGAAAGGGACGUUGUGAUGUACAUGAAAGGAUCCACUGUUCCGAGCAUAUUGGCAGCGAAGUUUUGUGCUAAGUUACAGUCGUUCUCAUGUAUUCAUGAAAGCCAGCCUGGGUUAAUGGGCUCGUUUUAAGAUCAGCAUUUUUUCAAGAAUUCCGUUUGCAUACGGCACCUUGGGGAUUAUCACUUAGGUGGUCAAACCGAGACAAGGAAACAGGCCCGCCUGAGGGUCACAAAUGAGGCAACCUCAAGCUGAGUCUCAAUGAAUUAGUUGGGCAAUCGAAGUAAAAAUACUUGGAGGACUGGGUUUCUGGCCCAGGCUCCGUUCCCGUUCCCGCCUGGCCUCGCACCACUCAGAUCCCUGCUAGACUGCCGCCCACUGGGAUUCCCGUCAGUUCUGUCUCCCCAGACUCGGCCCUUCGGUCCUGCGCCAGCCUGCGAGGUGGCGUUAGAAUUCGCCGCUCGGGCUCCCUGGUCAGACUCCGCCCAUGCUGCCUGCCGGGCCCUGGCCCUGCCCCCGUGCCGCCUCCAAAGUCGAGGGCCCGCCCCUCCCUGCCUGGACACGCCCCUUCAGUGCGGGAUCCUCCCAGGCUUCCCUCUUGGGCCCUGGCCCCGCCCCCGGGCUGCUUCCUGGGUGUGGCUUUACCCCCACGUCGCCUCUGGAGCAGAGGCUCCCGGCCUGAGCUCCGCCCCUGGGCCAGGCCCCUCCCUCGCCCCGCCUUGGCUCUGGCCCCGCCCCCAGCCCGCUUUUUGGUCUCUGGCCUUCGACACAGAUUUGCUUCCUGGGUUAUGGAUUUGUCCCCACUCCGCCUCCAUAGGACCUGGCAUCUCCUCGGCCCAGCCUCCUGGGUUCUGGAUCCUCCCCCAUCCCCACCCACGCCUCGACGCAGCUCUCGCCCUACCUCCAGGGGCACUGGUCCCACCCCUCUUGGAUGGCCCAGCCUUUUACGGUCUGACUCCGCCUUCCUUAGCCCUGAUUUUCUUCUCGUUCCGCCUCCUGUGUUCUGAUUCCCCCCAUACCCCUCACUUCGCCUCGGUUCGGGGGGCAUAGGUCCUGCCCCUUGAGGACUAGCUCCCCACUAGAGUCUGACUCCACCCCUCUACAGAUUUCCCUUUCGUCCCGCCCCUCCAGAGUGGGCCCCUCCUCUCGAACUCUAGCUCCUCCCUGCCAUUCCUGAACUCCGCCCCUGCUCCCCAGCAGGGCGACAGUUCCGCCCCCUGGACCGGAGCAGUGGGUGCUGUGAGCAUAAAACACUGGAAGCGGCGCUGUCCCGGACCCGGCUCUGCGCAGGCAGGGGCACGGGCUGGGGAGCGCCAUGCAGUGCCUGGGGAUCCGGAGCCGGAGCCGGAGCCGCUCCAGGGAGCUCUACCUGCAGGAGCAGAGCCUCAAGGUGGCGGUGCUCAAUGGACAGAGGCUGGGCCUGCAGGAUGACAAGGAUCUGCAGGCCCUGCUGAAGGGCAGCCAGCUGCUGAAGGUGAAGUCCAGCUCAUGGCGGAGAGAGCGCUUCUACAAGUUGCAGGAGGACUGCAAAACCAUCUGGCAGGAGUCCCGCAAGGUCAUGCGGACCCCAGAGUCCCAGCUGUUCUCCAUCGAGGACAUUCAGGAGGUGCGAAUGGGGCACCGCACAGAGGGUCUGGAGAAGUUCGCCCGUGACGUGCCCGAGGACCGCUGCUUCUCCAUCGUCUUCAAGGACCAGCGCAAUACGCUAGACCUCAUCGCCCCGUCACCAGCGGACGCCCAGCACUGGGUGCUGGGGCUGCGCAAGAUCAUCCACCACUCGGGCUCCAUGGACCAGCGGCAGAAGCUUCAGCAUUGGAUUCACUCCUGCUUGCGAAAAGCUGACAAAAACAAGGACAACAAGAUGAGCUUCAAGGAGCUGCAGAACUUCCUGAAGGAGCUCAACAUCCAGGUGGACGACAGCUAUGCCCGGAAGAUCUUCAUGGAGUGUGACCGCUCCCAGACAGACUCCCUGGAGGACGAGGAGAUCGAGGCCUUCUACAAGAUGCUGACCCAGCGGGCGGAGAUCGACUGCACUUUCGCAGAGGCCUCGGGCUCAGGGGAGACUCUGUCGGUGGAUCAGUUAGUGGCGUUCCUGAGGCACCAGCAGCGGGAGGAGGCGGCGGGGCCGGAGCUGGCUCUCUCCCUCAUUGAGCGCUAUGAGCCCAGCAAGACUGCCAAGGCCCAGCGGCAGAUGACCAAGGACGGCUUCCUCAUGUACCUACUAUCAGCCGACGGCAGCGCCUUCAGCCUGGCACACCGCCAUGUCUACCAGGACAUGGGCCAGCCGCUCAGCCACUACCUGGUGUCCUCUUCGCACAACACCUACCUGCUAGAGGACCAGCUCACCGGGCCCAGCAGCACUGAGGCCUACAUCCGGGCACUGUGCAAAGGCUGCCGCUGCCUGGAACUGGACUGCUGGGACGGGCCCAACCAGGAGCCCAUCAUCUACCACGGCUACACUUUCACUUCCAAGAUCCUCUUCUGCGACGUGCUCAGGGCCAUCCGGGACUACGCCUUCAAGGCGUCCCCCUACCCCGUCAUCCUGUCCCUGGAGAACCACUGCACCCUGGAGCAGCAGCGCGUGAUGGCCCGGCACCUGCACGGCAUCCUGGGCCCCAUGCUGCUGAACCGACCGCUGGAUGGGGUCACCAACAGCCUGCCCUCCCCCGAGCAACUGAAGGGGAAGAUCCUGCUGAAGGGGAAGAAGCUGGGGGGCCUCCUGCCCCCUGGUGGGGAGGGUGGCCCUGAGGCCCCUGUGGUGUCAGACGAAGAUGAGGCUGCCGAGAUGGAGGAUGAGGCAGUGAGGAGCCGCGUGCAGCACAAGCCCAAGGAGGACAAGCUCAGGCUAGCGCAGGAGCUCUCUGACAUGGUCAUUUACUGCAAGAGCGUCCACUUUGGGAGCUUCUCCAGUCCUGGCACCCCUGGGCAGGCCUUCUACGAGAUGGCAUCCUUCUCUGAGAACCGUGCCCUUCGACUGCUCCAAGAAUCAGGAAACAGCUUCGUCCGCCACAACGUGGGGCACCUGAGCAGAAUCUACCCGGCCGGAUGGAGGACAGACUCCUCCAACUACAGUCCCGUGGACAUGUGGAACGGGGGCUGCCAAAUCGUGGCCCUGAACUUCCAGACACCUGGGCCGGAGAUGGAUGUGUACCAGGGCCGUUUCCAGGACAACGGGGCCUGUGGGUACGUGCUGAAGCCCGCCUUUCUGCGAGACCCCAACACCACCUUCAACCCCCGCGCCCUGGCUCAGGGGCCCUGGUGGGCUCGGAAGCGGCUCAACAUCAGGGUCAUCUCGGGGCAGCAACUGCCAAAAGUCAACAAGAAUAAGAAUUCAAUCGUGGACCCCAAGGUGACGGUGGAGAUCCACGGCGUGAGCCGGGACGUGGCCAGCCGCCAGACGGCUGUCAUCACCAACAAUGGUUUCAACCCAUGGUGGGACACGGAGUUUGCAUUUGAGGUAGUUGUGCCUGACCUUGCCCUCGUCCGCUUCGUAGUGGAGGAUUACGACGCCUCCUCCAAGAACGACUUCAUUGGCCAGAGUACCAUCCCCUUGAACAGCCUCAAGCAAGGUUACCGCCAUGUCCACCUCUUGUCUAAGAAUGGGGACCAGCAUCCAUCAGCUACCCUCUUUGUGAAGAUCUCCCUCCAGGACUAGACUGGGGGAAGCCACUGGGGUCCACACGAGGGCCAGGGCUGGCUGUUCCCAGCCUCUUGCUCAGAGCUAGGCCCCCAAACUGCCUUCAGCUCUAACGUAGUGUCUGCUGCUGCCUCCUUGGGGACUGGAGCUGUCCUUCAUUCCGUUAGGGACAACAUUGCAGCCUUCCCACCCUCCGGCUGGCUCAUGGUCCAGGGUUUUUAUAAAAAUCACGAUGAGAUUAAG
Saimiri boliviensis boliviensis (Bolivian squirrel monkey) is the source of this 4333-nucleotide messenger RNA. It is a transcript of the gene PLCD1, whose product is annotated as phospholipase C delta 1. Gene Ontology annotation, molecular function: phosphatidylinositol-4,5-bisphosphate phospholipase C activity; calcium ion binding. Gene Ontology annotation, cellular component: plasma membrane. NCBI's taxonomy places the organism in Eukaryota, Metazoa, Chordata, Mammalia, Primates, Cebidae. Gene Ontology annotation, biological process: intracellular signal transduction; lipid metabolic process. The record is from RefSeq and is a predicted model, not a curated record.